Lacerta agilis (Sand lizard) is the source of this 777-nucleotide messenger RNA. It is a transcript of the gene MRPS25, whose product is annotated as mitochondrial ribosomal protein S25. NCBI's taxonomy places the organism in Eukaryota, Metazoa, Chordata, Lepidosauria, Squamata, Lacertidae. Bases 83 to 604 code for a protein of 173 amino acids. The transcript has 4 exons. Gene Ontology annotation, molecular function: structural constituent of ribosome. The record is from RefSeq and is a predicted model, not a curated record. Gene Ontology annotation, cellular component: mitochondrion.
UGGUGGGUCGGAGCAAGGAAUUUUUGCCGCCGACUCGUGCUGCUGCCCUUGGCUAAGCGGUGCGCGCGGGGCUGCCGCCGCCAUGCCGAUGAAGGGCCAGUUCCCCAUCCGCAGGACGCUGCAGUACCUGAGCCAGGGCGACAUCAUCUUCAAGGACGCCGUGAAGGUGAUGACGGUGAACUACAACACGAGGGGGCCUCUCGGCGAAGGAGCCAGAAAAUUUGUGUUUUUCAACAUACCUCAGAUUCAGUACAAAAACCCUUGGCUUCAGAUUGUGAUGUUUAAGAACAUGACACCAUCACCAUUCUUAAAAUUCUAUUUAGAUACUGGAGAGCAAGUCCUGGUUGAUGUGGAAGAGAAGACUAACAAAGAGAUCGCAGAACAUGUUAAGAAAAUUCUUGGUAAAAGCGAGAAAACACUGCAGGAAGAAGCACGGGAGAAAAUGAAGCUACGGCAUCCCGCAACGUUUGGCCCCAAAAAGUACCACUUGCGGGAAUGUAUGUGUGAAAUUGAAGGCCAAAUUCCCUGCCCUGGUAAAGUGCCACUACCAAAGGAGAUGACUGGGAAAUAUAAAACUGCCAUGAAAGAGAGUGCUGCUUCCUAAGCCAACUUUCUACAGCAGGGAGUAAAGCAUUCGGACUGACAAGAAAGAGGGCAUCUUAACACUGAUGACAACACAUUGGUCUUUUUACAAACCACCAUUUAAGUAACAGAAAAAUAUCUGGACUUACUUAAAACAAGUAAGGGUGAAUCUUUUAAAUAAAUUCUGCAAUUCUU